This is a messenger RNA of Raphanus sativus (radish), 1385 nucleotides long. RefSeq names its product glucan endo-1,3-beta-glucosidase 1. NCBI's taxonomy places the organism in Eukaryota, Viridiplantae, Streptophyta, Magnoliopsida, Brassicales, Brassicaceae. Bases 855 to 1262 code for a protein of 135 amino acids. The transcript is spliced from 6 exons. The record is from RefSeq and is a predicted model, not a curated record.
ACCAAUGAGACAAGCAGAAUAGAGAAUGAAUAGGUCUCAUCAAAUGACAAAUGUUCACAUCGUCUCAUUCACUUUCCUCACGAGAAAGUGAAACACUCCAAAACCCCAAACCUAAAAUUGCCUAAAACUGUUUCGAUUUAAGGAAGAAACCCCGUUAGUCCUACGUUUUUUUUUUCUUUUUUGUGUCACGAAGUCCUACGGUUUAGUUAAUGAAACCAUAAGGUUUUUGGUUUUUUUUCUUCUAUGGAAGGAGGUCCCCGUUUCCUUUUUCUUUAUUGGAGAGAAAUUCUAUAGAGAUCCCAAAAACACUAGCUGUCAAGCAACCUGAGUUCUGGAUCUAAGUUGUCGGCUGUCACCUUCAACGAACACUACCGAUGCAAUCCUCCACCACCGUCUCCCAUCUACUUUCUCUUUUUUUGUCUUUGGUCACCGUUUGUCAAAUCUUCGAUAAGUGUGUGUGGGCUUUGGGCUUUGAAGAACAUUCAAAGUCAAAGUAAUAGGCUUCAGUGAUGGGCUUCGGGAUUUAGUUUGUCACUAAAUCACACGACGUCGCUUCUUCUGUUGGGGAUGAUGAAGUUGUUAUAACGGCCAGUCAUAUCGUCUUCUUCGUGUGGUCAACCUGUAACAGACUCAAGAGAGAUUAGAGAGAGUGAGUUCUACCUGAGGCGAUCGAUCGAGAACAGAGUCAGAUUGUCUCCGGUGACGUCGCCAUAGCAGGAUCCGAUUACUUGUAGUGUAUUUCAGAGAAGAAGGACAUAUAUUUCGCCUCAUUAUCGAUCGACGCGGAGAUGUCCACAUCGAACGAUACGUUGACGGAUGAAACGACCGAUACUAAAAAUCUGGAAUAGAUCGACAUGGAUCGACUUAAAUCGAUCGAUAAGGAUCCACAAGAAUCGAUCAACACACAACCGUUUACAUCGAUCAAUACCGACCAGCCGGAAGUAGCAACAUUUCCUCAAAAUUCAGAAGCGUCAAGCGGACGAUGGUGUGUAGCUAAUCCCCAUAUACCGGACCAAGUGGUACAAGCAGCUGCAGAAUGGGCUUGUCAACAGAGCGUAGCAUGCUGUAGCAGGAUUCAGCUUGGCCAAAAUUGCUUCUUGCCCAACACUAUCAAGGACCAUGCAUCUGUUGUCUUCAAUACAUACUACCAGAAUUAUAAGCACCAAGGCGGUUCUUGUGAUUUCAAUGGUGCUGCAGUGAUCACCGACACCGACCCUAGUCAUGGCUCUUGUCAAUUUGAAUCCGCCCCUGAUUCUAAGUAAAGAGCAAAGAUGAAAUGAAACCACUUUCUGCAACUAAUGAACCGACUUAUGUACUAUUGCUGAAUAGUAAUAAAAUGCAAUGCAUUAUGAUUACAGUAAACUAGCCAUUUAUAUAUAUAAUAU